Molecule: messenger RNA, 615 nt
Organism: Ordospora pajunii
Lineage: Eukaryota; Fungi; Microsporidia; Ordosporidae
Exons: 1
Coding region: 1-615 (204 amino acids)
Source: RefSeq, a predicted model, not a curated record
AUGGAGUACAAGAUACAGAAGGACCAGGAGUUGCUGGCAAUAAUCGACAAUAUUGAGAAGAGUUACGAUCCGAGCUCGCCAGCAUAUAAGUUCAAGUAUGUGUUCUACAACAAGGUGGAUCAGCCAUUCAGCCGUCCAUUCGACUUUCCGGAAGCCCUUUGGAGCAUUUCAUUGAGUGAGGAUCCAACAAUGAUGCCUGUUCUUUUGAAAGGCGAGGACAUUGAGCACAGGAAGGCGCUUCAAACAGAUCUCUGCAAAAAAAUCAACGACUCGUACGACUUCGUUCGUAAGAAGAUCAAUGGGCUGAGGAUGAGGUCGGAGCGGCUAAAAUCAAGAAUAGAAGGAUGUGCACAGAUGUACAGAAGGAUUUUUGGAGGAGUUUAUAACAAACUGAAGAAGGAGGAAGGAAAAUGCACCUUGAUCGAUCAGAUAUACCGCGCAAAUCUGUCGAUUGACAAGAAAGAGAAGCUGUAUGUUGUAGAGAAAAAAAGUGAUGUAGUCGACUUUUUGCUUGACAUGAAAUCAAUGGGCGAGAAGAUUUUGAAAAGUGCAGAUGAUGCAUUGCAAGAGCGUCAAAAGCAAGCAGUAAUAUUAAACGAACUGGAUAGAAUCUGA